AUUCUUUGCGCGUGCGCUGUGGCGUAAACGACGGGGAGCUGAUACGUGUCGCCGUGGUGUAUUUCCGGUGUUGUGGUAUCUUAUGAUUAUUUAAGAGUGAAUAUCCUGUGUCCGUUCUAUCAAAACCACGAAUUUAAGUUUCCUUACCUUUCCUUUAACUGCCAGAAAUGAAUACAUUGACAUAGUCCUUAUCGACUGAUUCGUAGGUCGGGUCGGCUCCAGCUCUCCAUAUGCCAGGUUUUCUUUUCCCUUGUUAAUUUGUUUCGGAAGCGUCUUCUAAGAAGACCAUGGCUGAAGAAGUGGAAAAAGAAUACCUUUCUUCUCUUAAAGAUCUUUCAGUCAAUUGUAAGCCCCUGAUCAACAUGCUUACCCUCCUCGCUGAAGAAAAUGAGGCAAAUGCGCCGGUGAUCGUCCAGACGAUAGAAAAGCACCUUUUGCAGACCGAGCACAAGCUGCCCUGCCUGUACCUGAUGGACUCCAUCCUGAAGAACGUCGGCAAGCAGUACGUGCAGCUGUUCACCCAGAACAUUGUGUCGACGUUCGCCGGCGUGUUCGAGAAGGUGGACGAAAAGGUGCGCUCCUCCAUGUUCCGUCUGCGCCAGACGUGGUCCGGCGUGUUUCCCGCCAAGAAGCUGUACGCCAUCGACCUGCGAGUCAACAGUAUCGACCCGGCGUGGCCCAUCAUGAGCGCCGGCAGCAAGAGCAGCACCAUCCACAUCAACCCCAAAGUGUUCAAAAAGAAGACGGUGCCGGUGGUGCCGGAGACCCCGGCGGCUCCCGCCCCACCGCCCGCCCCUCCGGCCCCAGCGCCGGCCGCCUCCACGCUGGACCUCAUCACGGAGAAGCAGAUGGAGCUGCUGAACCUGCAGAUCCAGAAGGUGGAAUUAGAGCUGCAGUGCGCCGCCACGCCGGCCGAACAGCUCGCCAAGAAAAAGGAGCUGCUGGAGCUGCGCACAGAGAAGGCACAGCUCGAGCUGCAGCAGGCCACCAACAAACUCAAAAGCAAGGCGGCGGCAGCGGCGUCCACCACAUCCACCAGCACCUCCUCCAAGACCAAGUCGGCGGCCGUGUUCACCACAGCGACGAGCAGCACUGCGCCCGCUCAGCCGCCGCCGGCGCCGGCCGCUGCCGAGGAGGAGGAGGCCCCCUCGCCGCCGCCUCCGGUGGCCGCCCGACCGGCGCGCGCCCACCACUCGUCCCGGCACAAGGCCAAGUCCAAGAUGGCGAUACGGCCGGCUCAGCUGGGCACCGCGCACAGCGGCGACCCGCGCUCGGGCGCCCGCGCCGACCCCAGGACGGCCGCCCAGCCAGAGUCGCGGCCCGACCCCAGGGCAGAGCCGAGGGCCGACCCGCGGGCGGAGGCGCGGGCGGACCCGCGACAGGCGGCCACCCGCGACCCGCGGCUCAACCGGACCGCCCCCGCCCCCGCUCCAGCCCCCGUCUCCGCCCCGGCGCCGGCUCCCGCGCCGUCCGCGCCUGUGGCGCCGCCGCCGCCGAUAAUCCGCUCAUCUACCUCCACCUCCUCUGCGUCCCUGCGCCGGAGCUCGCCAGCCACCGCGGGCUCGGCCUCCCAGCAGAGCGGCGCCGCCGCCGACGGCCGGGAGCGGAGCUCCGCGCGCGGCUCCUCCGAGGCCGCCAAGGGCAGCAGCCGCUCCGCCAAGAGCAGCAGCUCAAAGUCCACCAAGUCGUCCAGCUCGUCGUCUUCCAGCAGCAGCAAGUCCAGGGACUCGCCGAAGCAGCCCAAACUGUCGCCCGAGAGUGCCAAGGAAAAGAGCUCGCCCAAGUCGUCGUCAAAGUCGGCCGAGUCGCCGCGCAAGAAGCAGCCCCCUGAGUCGCCCAAGCGGAAGGCGACCAGUGACUCGCCGCGGCGGAAGACGGCCGAUCCAGUGAAGCGGAAGGCGACCGAGUCGCCGCGCCGCCGGCCGACCGACUCGCCCAAACGGCGGCACACGGAGACGCCGGUCGAGUCGCGCUCGACGGCCGUCGACGCCGAGGACGAGGCGUCGCUGCUCUCCGACGGGAGCCUGUCUGAGGGCGACGCGCCCAGCCCGGCCGUGUUCCGGCGCGUGAAAAAGUCGCGCAGCCGGCACUACAAGCAGCCGAGCGCGUGGAGUCCCAGCCCCGAGCGGACGGCGCAGGACACGGACCUUCGGGCUCAGCUGGGCGGUCCGCGGCCCGCGCCCGCCACCCCGCCGCCGGCCAAACGACGUCGGACGUCCGACUCUGACGACACAGAGAAGGAGAACGUCAGUGACGUCGACCUGCGGCAGCUGCCCGGCCAGAAGGCGCCAUCCACCGACGCAGGCGCGGCAGACGCCAAAAAGGCCGGCCUCCAAGAUCUGUUCGGCUCGGAGGACACGGACCUGCGUUUCGUCGAGCCGGCCUCUGGCGGCACGGGCGGCUGGCGCCAGCUGAAGGAGGCUCGUCCGGAGACGUUCAAGUCGCCGCUGCGGGCGCGCGGUGCUCAGCACUCGGCGCCGCCGCACUCGGGGACCGAUGUGGACCUGCGCGUGCCGCCGGGCCGGCCGGCGCUGCUGUCGGCGCCCCCUCCGCCGCCGGCGGGCCGCCACCUGGACCUGGACGGCGAGCUGCGCGCCCUCGAGGAGUCCCAGGAGGCCACCCAGAAGAACAUCACCAUGAUCCUAUCGCAGGCCGAGGAGCAGCUCAAGUCGGGGAACAUCUCCAUCGAGCAGUACAACAACAUAUUACAGCAGGUGAUCCAGCUGGACGAGCGUCAGAAGAUCCAGGAGCGCCGCACGCUGGAGCGCCGCCAGAGCAUGUCUGAGCGCAGCGGCAGCCGGCACGAGAGCGUCUCCUCGGCGGGCAGCGCCGCCGACAUGGACGAGCGGGAGCGGUCCAGGGGUGACCCCGGCGGCAGCGACGUGCCGAUGCGCGUCUGGGACGACCCGGUGCCGGGCGGCGGCUGGCGGCGGCCGGCCGAGCCGCGCGGCGGCCUCCUGCCGCUACCGCACCCCAGUAUGUCUGGCCGCGCGCCGCCUGGCGGCUACCCGGGCCCGCCGGACGACUACCUGGACCAGGACCACCGGCUGCACGGCGGCGGCGGUUAUGACGGCCCGUACGGCGGCCGCGGCGGUCGGCCCGGGCCGCCGGGACCCCCGGGCGGUCACCGCGGCCGGCUCGGGCCCCCCGGGCCCCCGGGGCCUCCGUACGAGGGCCCGCCGCCGCCGUUCCGCGACCGGGGUCGGGGCCGCGGCGGCCGGCCCCCGCCGCGCGGCCCGCUCGGACAUGGACGGUUCGAGGAGUUCGAGCCGACCUCUGAGCCGGACCUGCCGGAGGCGAGCGCCGACGACCUGGCGCAGGUGGAGCGCAGCCGCGCCGACAGCACCUCCACAUUCAUCAACGAGGAGGCGCGCGAGAUCCGCUGGUACGGCGAGAACUGCGUCUGCCUCCUGGACUGGGACGACCCGCGCAUGCUGUUCUUCAAGCCGGGCGCGCGGCACAUCUCUCUGGACGGUCAGCAGUUCCUGUGUCGGUUCAACGAGGGCUACACGGACAUCUCAGUGGACGGCGUGCGCCACCGGGUGCGGCUCGGCUACCCGACCAAGGAGGUGUUCCUGGACGGACACGGCUACCAGGUGUUUUUCGGCGGCGACCCCAUCCAGGUGAUCGUGGACGGCCGGCAGCGAGCGCUCAGCGUCGAGGGGCCGGCGCCCGGCGUGGCCAUCGGCCGGCGGCGCACCGACUUCUGCGCCGGCAAAAUCAAAAUGAUCAUCGACGGCAACGAGACGGUGCCCAUCUACCUGGACUGCAAGCCGCAGCGGUUCGACGUGGCCGGCAAGCCGCACGUGCUGCGCUUCCGGGACGGCUUCCUGCGGAUGGAGCUGAACGGACACGUGAUGCGCACCGAGUUCGGCGGCCUACCGGUGCCGGUGGUGGUGGGCGGCCGCAAACACUACAUCCGGCUGACGCGGGUGCCGGUGCGCGUCCGGCCCGGCCGCAUGGAGAUGAAGGGCAUGUUCCCCAACCACCAGGCGCCCUGGCCGCUGCCCUGGGAGGACCGCGAGUUCCAGCUGAUGCCGAUGGCCGGGCCGGGCCGCCGCGAGGACGAGGACGAGGAACCGUACCGCGCCGGGCCGCCGGGGCUGCCCGGCCGGCAGGGACCGCCGCCCCGCGGACCACCGCCGCGCGGACCGCACGGCCGCGGUCGGCCGCCUCUGGGACCGCCCGGACCGCCCGGUCCCGGCGGUCCGCCCGUCUGGGAGGAGCCGCCCGACGACCUGCCCCGCAACCCGGCCCCCUCUCUGGACGUCAUCUCCAACAUGAUGCCGACCACGGUGACCAAGCCGCCGACGGGGCCGUCCUAUCACUCCACCGAAAACCCCGGCGUGGCGCUGGCCCCCGGCGCCGGCGGGAUGGACAUCAACGAGCUGCUCAAAAAGCUGGCCACGAGCGGGCUGAUCGGCGCCGCGCAGCUGCCAGCCGGCGGCAAACCCAACGCCAGCCGGAGAGAGGAGGAGAUCAAAAACAUCAAGGAGAUCAGCUGGAAGUCGGAUAGCCUCAAAGUUCGUCAGCCGGGCAUCAUCAACCUGCUCUACUCUGGGAUCCAGUGCGCGUCGUGCGGCUCGCGCUUCCUGCCCGAGCAGACGGUGCAGUACUCGAAUCACCUGGACUGGCACUUCCGUCAGAAUCGGCGGGAGAAGGAGGGCGCCCGGCGCGCGCAGAGCCGCCGCUGGUACUACGACCAGGCCAGCUGGAUGCAGUACGAAGAGGUCGAGGACGCAGACGACAGGGUUGACCCGGCAUUUGAUCAGCCGGAUCCAAUGGAAGGGGCCGAGGAGGAGGACCCCGAGUCGCUCUGUUCGGCGCCCGUGGGGCCCACCGAGGCCGACAACAAGUGCCAGGUGUGUGGCGAGCAGCUGCGGCGCUUCUUCCACGAGGAGUCGGAAGAGUGGCACCUGCGCGACUGCAUCCGCGUCGAGGGGAAGGCCUACCACCCGGGCUGCUUCGAGGACCACAAGACGACGCUGCUGCUUCAGUCGGUGAUGAGCCACGACAGUACGGACGCCUCGGCCGCCGGAGACGUCUCCAUGGAGGAGCACGAGUUCAAACCCACACCGGACGACGACGAGGAAGACCGGAAACUGAGCCAGGAGGACCGGAAACUGAGCCAGGAGGACCGGAAACUGAGCCAGGACGACCGGAAACUGAGCCAGGAGGACCGACAACUGAGCCAGGAGGACCGGACACUCUCCCAGGAGGACCGCAAACCGUCCGAGGAGGAUCUCAAACCGUCCGAGGAGGAGCUCCAGGCCUCCAAGGAGGAGUACCAGGCCGCCGCCGAGGACAGAAAGCCCUCGGCCGAGGAGCUGGCGUCCGCGGAGGGCGUCAUGUCGGGAGCCGGGGACGCCAAACCCACAGCGGAUGAUCCCAGGCUGGAUGAACCGCAGCCGGACGCGGAGAAGGACCCCGCUCCGACUGAGACGGAGCUGCCGUCCGGUCAUGUGGAGAUGGAGUCCGCCGAGGGGCCCGCGGCUGAGAGCAGUGAGGCGCCGCCGGCCGCAGAGGCCCCGGAGGACGGCGAGCCUGCGGGGUCCGGUCUGACAGAAACGACAGUCGAUAGAGAAGCAGAGUCCAGCCCGGUGCCAGCCGCUGACGUGGACACUGCGGCCGAGGACGUGGGCGAACGCGCGCCGGACGUGAACGUGACGUCCACGGACGUGGACGUGACUGAGAGCUCCGUGCGGCCGGAGCAGGACGCAGCGGAGGGCGAGCCGGCGCCCGAGGAGGCGGCCGGCGACUCCGCCGCGGCCGAGGCCGGGCCCGCGGAGCCCGAGCCGUCCCAGGAGUCUGUGCCGGAGGUGGGGGAGGACGAGUCGUACCGAGUGGAGGAGAUCGGCCGGCGGCCGGCCGAGCCCGACUCGCAGCUCUCCCAGCCGCCGCCGGUGAAGGAGGAGCCCCUCACGGAGACCUGGAGUGACGCCUCACUGCCGCCCUCUGAUGACGAGGACUGCGUCACCGUGACCGUGGCGCCGCCCGCCGCCGGCGUCAUCAAGCCGGAGAGGCCCGCGUCGGGCUCUCCGCCGCCGCCGGCGCCGGCCACUGCCGCUGCCGAGCCGCCCCCGACGGCCGCGCCGGCGGUCGAGCCGCCCGUGAGACGCGACCCGUCCGCCUCACCGCCGCCGGCCGCCCCGGCCGUGACGGUCGCGCCGCAUCGCAGCCCCUCGCCGGCCGCCGUCCGGCCGCCGCUGGACGAGCCGCAGCAGCUGAUGGACGGCCAUAUUGCCGUACCGGAGGCGCGCCGCCCGCUCGGCGGCCGCAUCCGACUGAACCUGGCGGGCGCGGCGCCGGCGCCGGAGCCGGAGGCGCCGCGGUUCUCCGAGCGGCCGGCGCCGGCCUCCGUGAAGCCGGCGCUGGUGGGCCGCCAGCUGACCGAGCUGCCGCUCAAACACAGCGGCGACGAGGAGUCCGGUCUGUGCGCCAUCAUGUGAGACGACGUGUGCCGCGCGGCGUCGGCGCCGAGCAGGUGUUCAGCUGUGAUAUUUGUGCGCGCGGCGGGCGGGCGACCGCCGCCGGUCUUGUUUUACCUGUGCCUUGUUCUGUUAUCACCAAGAAUUAUUUUCGCAA
Messenger RNA from Amphibalanus amphitrite, 6585 nucleotides. RefSeq names its product pre-mRNA cleavage complex 2 protein Pcf11-like (gene Pcf11). The transcript is spliced from 22 exons. Gene Ontology annotation, molecular function: RNA polymerase II complex binding; mRNA binding. NCBI's taxonomy places the organism in Eukaryota, Metazoa, Arthropoda, Thecostraca, Balanomorpha, Balanidae. Gene Ontology annotation, cellular component: cytoplasm; mRNA cleavage factor complex. Gene Ontology annotation, biological process: termination of RNA polymerase II transcription. The record is from RefSeq and is a predicted model, not a curated record. Bases 288 to 6449 code for a protein of 2053 amino acids.